Messenger RNA from Lates calcarifer (barramundi perch), 1041 nucleotides. Its product is annotated as LAT2 domain-containing protein. The record is from RefSeq and is a predicted model, not a curated record. The coding region runs from base 357 to 899 and encodes 180 amino acids. NCBI's taxonomy places the organism in Eukaryota, Metazoa, Chordata, Actinopteri, Centropomidae. The transcript is spliced from 15 exons.
GCGAGGUGUUGAAAGAGGAAGCACAGCUUGUGCUGCUGCUGCUACUGAAGAAUGAAGGCAACCGGACCACUGAAGGAGUCCAUUCUUACAACCUUUAAAUGACAAUUCACAGAACAGACCAUUGAUACUCAGAAUGAGACUCCACAAUGCUAACAAACAGAUAUAAGUAGAAAUACCGACUUUGAGACUACAUUAAAGUUGUGAUGCCUCUUAAAUGGCAGCGUAAGUAGGAAAACAGCAGCUACUUCAACCAUGACAGAGAGAAGAAGAGAGAUGAAUGUUGACCAGCAGUGUCUGCAUUAAUAUAAUCUCUACAACCUCCUCACUUAAUGAUUAACAAAUAACUUUUAACUGGUAUGAUUGGAAACCCCAGUCUGUUGGCUGCAGUCCUGACUGUUGUGUCAGUGGUGUCACUAAGUCUACUGAGUCUUCUAUGUCUACGGUGUAAAAGGAAGUCUAAGGUUAUACGCGAGGAACAGCCGACGUACAACCUGCAGACAUUCCAACGCGGGGGGAGUAUUUUUGCUGUGACACAAUCAAAAACAGUUACCAGGGCCAAUCAGAUAUCUUCGGCCACAGUUGAAACUGAAGUGGAAUUGUCACCAGAUGCAACUGAUGACCAGUCAGACUAUGAGAAUAUCGAAAAACCUGCCCCUCAAAGAGGAAGUCUAGAACAUACAUAUGUAGCUCCACUCCCGUGCGCAGUAUAUGCAAAUGAAGAGACCGAAACUGGUGAUCUAACUGGUGAUCUAGCUGAUCAGAUGCCAGGUGUCUAUGAAAACUUUAUCAAGUCAUUGCCAAUAAAAGACGAUGAUGACGACUAUGAGAACUCUGAAUUCCUGGAACAAGUUGUGAACGAAGAAGAGGAUGAGCCAGAUUAUGUGAAUCAAGAGGAGUAGCGCACCUGAUGUGGACCACCAGAAAACAUCAGUGAAAAGAUGGAAACAGCCUACACAUGUUGCUGUUUUUUUUUUUAUUUCUGCUAUGUGUGAUGUGCAAAUUGUGUGGACAGCUGUGUGAAUAAAUACUCAUGAAGCUGGA